GUCAACCUGUGCGCCCCGUCAGCUGAUUCUGCACCUCUGCUAUGGCUCUCGACAGUCUCACUCGCUGGAACGAGCUCAGUGACACGUCCCGAGCUGAUGCGAGAGUCGUCGCGCCCAUUCUCGAGGCGUACAUCGCCCAAGCAGCUUCGACUGGGCUGGACAACGCGCAAGAUGCCGCCGUCGUCUCACUCCGCAGCAGAGCCAUCACGCUUUUCCUUGCUGCUCUCGAUGUUCGGAGCAAUCCUUGGUGGCGAGAUCAAGGCGAUGCUGCGUUGCGACUGCACAUCUUGGCACUCAAAUUGCUCUCACGCAUACCGACUGGUUGUGAAGCGCUCUCACACCGGCACAGUCUCGAACUGCUUGCACUUCAUUGCCACUUGUUAGGCUCGUCAUCUGCCAACACGGCAAGCAAAUCGCCAGAACACACGCGAAUGCAAAAGUCAUUCAUGCCAUCGACCAUAGAAGCACUGCGAUGCUUAGCAAACGUCCUGCUGCUCCAGCCGACCAGUCGCGACACCUUGUUGAGCAUUCCGGGCAUGGUACCCGCGCUGAUGCGCGUCUUCCAAGAACAAGUUGAUCCUCAGAUACGCUUUCCGAUCACUCGCAUACUCUUCCUCGUCUCGGCAGAUUCGAUUGACGUUGCGCGCGAGCUUGUUGACCAUCUGGACUUUUGCAACGUCUUUGCAGAAGCCAUGACGAGCAGUCUUCUGUCACCCAUCGAUCUUACCGAACAGCUCAAAGUCGUGUUCAAUGUCACACUUUGGUAUUCACGCAUCGACCCCGCACAGGUACUCCCUGACGAACGAUCUGUUCAUUCACGCGACUCGUUCAUCUCGCCAGAGAUAGCGUCGCCACUCCCUUCGCCUCGGAUGACAACCGAAACCGGCUCCACGGCCUCUUCGAGCGGGGAAUCUGCUAUGCCCAGUCAGCGCAUGAGUCGCGGUAGCAGUGCUGCAAGCGUACGUGAACGCGAAUGUGACAGCACGAGCACUGGUAGUCCGCGCCUGCCAUCUUUUUCGCAUUCGCGCAAGACCAGCACGGCUAGCCGUGUCAGUUUGCGAGCGCCUGAUCCGCACGACAGCAAGGGCAAGCAAAAGGACGAAGCUGAGAUCCAUGUGGGGGUGCCCUCUCCACUGGCCGGCAAACGUUUCGCGAGACUCCUUGAAUGCUUGAUUUGGCUACUCCAGAAUCUGUCUCACGAAGCGCCAAAUGUGCUCGUAGCUCCCCUGUCCCAAGUCAUCAAUGCUCUGCUGAACUUUCCGCUACACGCUCACGCAACACACGCUUUCGACGAUACGGGCAACGAGUCUGCUUAUGCUCGUCUAUUGCAGCUGCUCGAUAAAUUUACAUACGCCUUUCUAUCGGGCGAUCUGGAUAGUGCGACGACACGCACAAACGCGGAAAGGCGACAGAUUGUAAUUGACGAAGCACUGCCGCCUUUGCUCCUUCUCUUGCGAAACUUUGUAGUAGAGGACGCAGAAGGAUUAGCUGCGACCGCGAUCAAGGCGCGACUCUUGCCUGGCGAAUCAGACCGCGCUCUGCCCUUAGAAAAGCGCACAGAUGUCACCGGUCGUUUGAUUCGACUCACAAACAGUGUAUACUAUCCCAAAAGCGCAGAGACGGCCUCGCAGUUACUCUUCUCGCUCUGCAGAUCUGACCCUAAUACGUAUGCCAAAGAAGUAGGCUAUGGCAAUGCCGCAGGUUUCUUAAGCUCGAUUGGCCAGCUUGUCCCGCCGCCAUCGGACGUGGCGCCUGAUUUCGAUGUCAUCACCGGCGCAAGGCGCAGCGUCGAUGAGCCUGCACAGCCUGAAAUGACGGAAGAGGAGAAAUUGGUAGAAUCUGCCAAGCUGCUCGAUCUGUUCGACCGAAUCGAGCAGAACGGCGUUCUCCAGGUUGCCAACCCCAUGCGAGAAGCUCAGCAGGUCGGCAGAUUUGAAGAGAUCGGAGCAGAUGAGGCACGCCUGCAACAAGCAUUGCAAGAAGAAGAGGAUGAUAAGGAUGAAAGAGAAGCUCUGAGGUCGAUGAAGGAGUACAGAGCACGCAAGGCCCGAUUGGCGCCGCUAGAGCAGGCUUGUUGAUUUGUACACUUUUGGAAUGGCGGAGAAGUCCAUCUGCGUGGCCAUGUCAGCGCGAUGGAACCAUGCUGAAC
Mixia osmundae IAM 14324 is the source of this 2149-nucleotide messenger RNA. RefSeq lists its product as uncharacterized. Gene Ontology annotation, cellular component: cytoplasm. NCBI's taxonomy places the organism in Eukaryota, Fungi, Basidiomycota, Mixiomycetes, Mixiales, Mixiaceae. The transcript is spliced from 7 exons. The record is from RefSeq and is a predicted model, not a curated record. Gene Ontology annotation, biological process: G protein-coupled receptor signaling pathway. Gene Ontology annotation, molecular function: guanyl-nucleotide exchange factor activity; G-protein alpha-subunit binding. Bases 42 to 2078 code for a protein of 678 amino acids.